CUGCCAGGAGGGCUUGCCAGAUGCUCAAACCGGUCAAAAUCUCACACCCUCCUUGUCCCCAACCCGUCCUGGCUCCAGCUAGGGCUAGAUUUCAAUCUGCAUAAUUUGCCCCACUUAGAGAAGAUGGGAGGGGGUGAGAACAGGAGGGUGGUGAGGACUGAGCGGGGGAGGGGGUGGGUGCACUCCAAAGAUUAGAGGAAACCAGAGGGAUAGAGGCGGGACCAGGAGGAGAGUGGGCUGCAAGCCACAGAUAACAUUCUGCCCAGCACGGCAGGGGUCAAUUUGGUUCACUUGCCCAGUGACAAGAAGGGAAAAGAAAAAAAAAAAAAAAAAAAAAGUGGGCUGUAACCUAAAGAUCUUAAGACUCACAAGUGAGGGGUUGGUUUGGAAGUGGGAGGAGGGAGUGAGGAGCUGAGGAGGAGACGGGACAGACUCGGGAGGGUGCAGGAAGCUCUGAGCUGGGGCUGGGGCCAGGCAGGAGAGGGUGGGGAAGUCUGUGGGCGCAGUCAUCCUCCCGGGUCCGGUCCAGAGGCAGCUUCUUCCCGCUGUUGGGACGGCUCUGGACACCUUUGGCUCCUCUUGCCUGUAUUCCAAGGCGCAAGCCAGACGCCCCGGGCCGCUUGCUUGCUUGCUGAGCUGGUGACACAGGACACAGCCACAGAGCUGGGACCCUCUGCCUGCCUGCUCUCUGCCCGGCAAGCAGCAUGGAGGAAAGUAGCGAAUUUGACAACGACUAUGGGGCGGACAACCUGUCCGGGUGUGAGUACACGGACUGGCAGUCGUCGGGGGCCCUCAUCCCGGCCAUCUACAUGCUGGUCUUCCUCCUGGGCACCACGGGCAACGGCCUGGUGCUCUGGACCGUGUUCCGGAGCAGCAGCCGGGAGAAGCGGCGCUCGGCGGACCUCUUCAUCUCCAGCCUGGCGGUGGCCGACCUGACCUUCGUGGUGACCCUGCCGCUGUGGGCCACCUACACGUACCGGGACUACGACUGGCCCUUCGGCGCCUUCGCCUGCAAGCUCAGCAGCUACGUCGUCUUCGUCAACAUGUACGCCAGCGUCUUCUGCCUCACGGGCCUCAGCUUUGACCGCUACCUGGCCAUCGUGAGGCCGGUGGCCAACGCGCGGCUGCGGCUGCGGGCGAGCGGGGCGGCGGCCACGGCGGCGCUGUGGGUGCUGGCCGCCCUGCUGGCCGCGCCGGCCAUGCUGCUGCGCGCCACGAUCGAGGUGCCCUCCGGCCCGGAUAACGGCACCAAGGUGCAGUGCUACAUGGACUACUCCCUGGUGGCCUCCGACAACUCCGAGUGGGCCUGGGAGCUGGGCCUGGGCGUCACGUCCACGGCCCUGGGCUUCGUGGUGCCCUUCACCGUCAUGCUCACCUGCUACUUCUUCAUCGCGCAGACCAUCGCUGGCCACUUCCGCAAGGAGCGCGCCGAGGGCCUGCGCAAGCGGCGCCGGCUGCUCAGCAUCAUCGUGGUGCUCGUGGUGACCUUCGCGCUCUGCUGGCUGCCCUACCACCUGGUGAAGACCCUCUACACGCUGGGCAACCUGCUGCGCUGGCCCUGUGCCUUCGACCUCUUCCUCAUGAACGUCUUCCCUUAUUGCACCUGCAUCAGCUACGUCAACAGCUGCCUCAACCCCUUCCUCUACGCCUUCUUCGACCCCCGCUUCCGCCAGGCCUGCACCUCCAUGCUCUGCUGUGGCCUCGGCCGCCGGUGUGGGGCCGCCUCCCACAGCAGCAGCGGCGGGGAGAAAUCGGCCAGCUACUCCUCCGGGCACAGCCAGGGGCUCGGCCCCAACCCCGGCAAGGGCGGGGAGCAGACCCAGGAGAAGUCCAUCCCCUACAGCCAAGAGACCCUGGUGGUGGACUAGGGCUGGGACCCCCAGAGAAGCCUGGUGCCCUCUGCACGCCUGGGUGCAUGCCCUUGCUCCCUGGCAGUCAGGUAGCACCAGGGCACUCUUGCUCAUGCACGGGGACGCCAUCCUGGCUCCCUGCCUCCCGCCUUCCUCUUGCACUCCUCCUUUCUCCUUUAGUGUUUGGUCAGAGGUUGCGGUGUGAUGGAAGGAGACUGAGCCCUGCAGGUCUGAGCUCGGCCACUCAACAGCUGUGAGGCUGACUUUGCACAAGUCUCUUAACUUCUCCGAGCCUCAGUGUCUCCAUUUGUGUAUGUAUAAUGGGGGAAGUCAUACGGGCACUGCAAUGAUGGGUGCGUCUGGCUCGGGAAAAGUUGGUGUCUUCCCAACCCUAUCUCCCCUCCCCUCAUCCUUUAUUCUGGGAUCCCAGUUCUUUCCCCCCCCUUCCUUUCUGUUUAGAUUUCUCUACCCUCUCCCUCCCUUUGUUUUUCCCUCUAUUUCUGUAUAGUUGUCCCCCUCCUCUGAAUCCUUAGCUCUGGCUUCCGCCCCUUUCUCAUAGCUCAUGCCUCCCCUCAAUCCAUCCGUCCUCUGUCACCUCCUUAUUGUGAGGGGCUCCUAAGGGUUAAGAAUCCUGAAGCUUGCAAACACUGUUCCUGUUCAAGCUCUUUAUCCUGUUCUCUGAGGAAGCCAAGGGGACCGGCUGGGGCGGGGGUGGGCUGGGUGUCAGGGACAAGUUAGCACUAGCACUCCAGGCUGCAGGAGCUCCAAAACUUUCCUCCAAACCGGGUCAGAGUGCUGUGAUUUCAGGCACCUCUGGGGGCUCCCUUCCCACAGCCCAUCUGUGAAUCCUAGCGCUCUCUGCAGUUUCCCGGGGCGCUGUCACUCAUCCUCUGAUCUCUGCGGGAACUGGAGGGCAGUGGGUUCACAAGCAAUGGGUUCCUUGGAUUCCUCCUGUGAAUGGGGGGUUGGGAAGGGACAGGGAGAAAAAGGGGAGUCAGCAUUGGGUCUAUAUGUGACUUGGCUUCUCUCCCACAGUCUUGCCCCUCCAACCUCCUCCAGAGCCCAGCUUACCCCACCCCACCCCACCCCACCCGGCACCCCAGGAUGCGUUUCUUGGGCACUGGUGCUACUCCGUGCCAAGAGUCAACUUGGGAUGUGGUGGCGAUGCUUGCUUUGAGUGUGUAUAUGUGUAUAUAUGUAAACCUGGGUGAACAUAACAUGACAGCAGGGUGCCUGUGCCACUUGUCACUUGGAUGACCCCCCCCCUCACCUCUAUUCUUCACACAGUAUGUUUGAGAGAAGAAGGGACAUAUUGAGGCAAUAUGGAAUAAAAGGGAGCCCACCCCCACUGGAUUUGGGGGUUCUGACGGCUGGUCCGUGCUUUAAGAGAGAAGCCUGUGUUUGUGUUUGUUCCUGGCUCCCUGUAGGGACAUCUCUCCCCAGAGCUGCUGACACUGAGGCUUGGGGAUGAACUAGGGUUCUAUGUGCUGGGUCCCAGUACCUUUCCUAGUUCCAUGAGGGAACCAGGAGGCUGGUGGAGAGCCUCCCUUGGCCCUAUUCUCAUCUUGCUUUGAGUUUCUGGGCGUUUUCUUCAGCAUCCUCCCUUUUUCCAGGGUCUGGGACUCUCUUCCUAAGGGGGAGGGGGGCUCCUCCUUGCCUUGGGGUAAAGAGCCCUGUGGGUUUUUCUCACUCCACCAUCAGGAUCGGACCCCUUGGCUUCUCCUGCUUGGUUGGGGGCUGAGAGCAGUGCCUGGAGCAGCCGUGCAGAGCUGAGAGCAUGAGUUCACACAUCCAGAGGGCAACAUUGAUGGUCUGUCCUUUGUGAGCUGGGGCAGGGUGUGUAUAUUCCGGGUUUUGUCUUUGGAGGAUUCUACAUGUGAAGGAUAAGACAUCAGCUGCGGAGGCAGGAAGAGCCCAGCUUGGUGUAAAUGGACAUCUUGGUCAUUGCUGGGAUGGAGCCAACUUGGAGUGGAGGCAGGAGGAGAAGGAGAAUAAAGAGACUCAGCUUAGUAGUCUCCCUGCCACAAGCCAGAAUCUUCCACAGACUCACUUUCUCAGCCCAGGGCUGUCCUUAAAGCAUCCAGUCAAGGGUGAAAGAAGCUUCUAGAAGGGAAGAGGGUGUGCCCCUCAGAGACCCUCCUGGGGACUUGCAGAGACCUCCCACCUGGAACUCAUCGGUGGUCCUGGAUAGAGAGUGGAGGAGGCUGCUUGCAGUGACCCUCCCCUGUCCCCAGCCUGCCUCUUCUUGGAAUGUCUGUGCUAUUUUCUGACCCUAUUGGUCACUGCGGUUCAUCAAAUAAAUCUGUUUUGUGUAA
This is a messenger RNA of Pipistrellus kuhlii (Kuhl's pipistrelle), 4165 nucleotides long. RefSeq names its product apelin receptor (gene APLNR). Gene Ontology annotation, cellular component: membrane. The transcript has a single exon. Gene Ontology annotation, molecular function: G protein-coupled receptor activity. Bases 705 to 1868 code for a protein of 387 amino acids. Gene Ontology annotation, biological process: immune response; G protein-coupled receptor signaling pathway. The record is from RefSeq and is a predicted model, not a curated record. Lineage: Eukaryota; Metazoa; Chordata; Mammalia; Chiroptera; Vespertilionidae.